AUAAAUGGUAUAUAUCGCAGGCGCAGAGAAAUGGUAUAAAUAGGAAAUAUUGCUCCUUCGUUCCUCUGCUUACACUGUGAGUAAUCGCAUUUGUCUGUGAUUCUGGAGAGGAUCUUUUCUUCAACGAAAUGGCGAAGAAGAAGAAAGGUAGGGUUUCUGAAGAAAACAAAGAGGAAGAUCAGAACCAAGAGGUUCUCAGACAGUCUCCGAAGAAAGAGAAAAGUUUGUAUGAGAUUCUUGGAGUGGAGAGGAGUGCAUCUCAACAGGAAAUAAAGAAAGCGUACUACAAACUGGCAUUGCGUCUUCAUCCAGAUAAGAAUCCUGAUGAUGAGGAAGCCAAAGAGAAAUUUCAACAACUCCAAAAGGUGAUAUCAAUUCUUGGAGACGAAGAGAAAAGGGCACUUUACGAUCAGACUGGUUGUGUUGAUGAUGCUGACCUUCUUGGGGAAGUGUCUCAAAAUCUGCAAGAGUAUUUCAGAACAAUAUACAAAAAGGUCACUGAAGCUGAUAUUGAAGAGUUUGAAGCAAACUACAGAGGAUCUGAUUCAGAGUUGAACGAUUUGAAGGAUCUAUAUCAGAAGUACAAGGGUAAUAUGAGCAGGCUCUUCUGCUCAAUGAUCUGUUCAGAUCCUACCCUGGACUCACAUCGAUUCAAGGAUAUCCUUGGUGAGGCAAUAUCAGCUGGAGAGCUGAAGGAAACCAAAGACUAUCGCAAGUGGGUGCAGAAAGUGUCUGAAACACGACCACCUAUCAAUCCUCUUAAAAGGAGGGGAAACAGAUCUAAAAAACAGUCAGAUACAGACCUAUAUGCUAUCAUUUCUCAGCGACAAGGCCAGAGGGAAGAACAAUUUGAAUCUAUGUUCUCGUCAAUUGUGGCAAAAUACAAUGGGGGUCGGUCAAAUUCUGAACCCACUGAAGAAGAAUUUGAAGCUGCAAGGAAGAGGGUUGAAAGUCGUAAGCCAACUAAACAGGCAAGACAGAAAUGAACAACUAGUACCAGUCUAUAAGAGCCCUUCAUGGUCUGGGUAGACGUUGUAAAUUUCCUUAAUCUUUUUAUUUGUCCAUCUGACCUCAUCCUGAGUGAUUAAUUUUCUUUUGUGCUUUGUUUGUUACAUAAUGCAUUCUUGAAUUUAAUGCUCAAGGUGUCACUCUGCAGCUGUAGAUAUAUGACUUAGGAUCGAGUUGGUCCUGCCUCACCUGGGGUUGUGAUUGGGAAUGUACAGUUGGGAGGGAGGGAUUCUGUGUACUAUCAAAAUAGUGGUUUUAUUUCUUCA
Molecule: messenger RNA, 1274 nt
Organism: Macadamia integrifolia
Lineage: Eukaryota; Viridiplantae; Streptophyta; Magnoliopsida; Proteales; Proteaceae
Product: chaperone protein dnaJ 6-like
Exons: 8
Coding region: 129-986 (285 amino acids)
Source: RefSeq, a predicted model, not a curated record